Molecule: messenger RNA, 933 nt
Organism: Elgaria multicarinata webbii
Lineage: Eukaryota; Metazoa; Chordata; Lepidosauria; Squamata; Anguidae
Product: olfactory receptor 8S1-like
Exons: 1
Coding region: 1-933 (310 amino acids)
Biological process (GO): G protein-coupled receptor signaling pathway
Cellular component (GO): membrane
Molecular function (GO): olfactory receptor activity; G protein-coupled receptor activity; odorant binding
Source: RefSeq, a predicted model, not a curated record
AUGGAAAAUCUAACUGUAAUAACAGAGUUUAUACUCACGGGACUGUCCAGUGAUCCACUCCUACAGCUUUUGCUCUUCUUGAUGUUUCUAAUAAUAUUUUUAGUGACCUUAUCAGGAAAUGCAGCAAUCAUGGUGGUGACCAGGAUUGACUCUAGUCUUCAGUCACCAAUGUUCUUCUUUCUCAGUCAUUUAGCUUUUGUGGACAUCUGCUAUUCAUCUGUCACUGUUCCCAAAAUGUUGGGAAACCUUAUAACAAUGCAGAAAACUAUAUCCAAGGAAGGUUGCAUUGCACAGAUAUUCUUCUUCUUUCAGGCUGCUUGUGCUGAGGUAUUCAUCCUAUCAUCAAUGGCUUAUGACCGAUAUGUUGCUAUAUGUGAUCCACUGCAUUAUACCACAAUCAUGAAAAAAGAAAUUUGCAGACAGCUGGUGGCUGGAGCCUGGACAUUCGGUUUCUUGUAUGCAUUGGUGAACGUCCUGCCUCUGUUAAACUUGCAUUUUUGCAUGAACAAUACCAUCAGUCACUAUUCCUGUGAGCUUCCAUCACUCUUAAUGUUAUCCUGCACUCCGACCCUCACCAAUUUCAUUGUUCUUCUUAUUUCUGUGUUUAUUUUUGGUGUAGGUUCAUUGUUCCUCACUCUCAUCUCUUACAUUUAUAUCAUUUCCUCCGUCCUGAAGAUUCAUUCAUCGGAAGGCAGACGUAAAGCCUUCUCCACCUGCAGUUCCCAUCUCAUUGUGGUGGGCUUAUUUUAUAUUGCAGCUUUUUUCCGGUAUAUGAAACCAAGUUCAGAUUCACUGAUAGUUCUAGACAAAGUGGUUUCUAUCCAGUAUAGCAUCUUAACUCCCAUGUUAAACCCUAUCAUAUACAGCUUGAAAAACAAAGAUAUAAAAAAUGCCCUUGCAAGAAUGUUUCAGAAAUGUAAAUUUCUUAGAUAA